AUGCAGCCGGCUGCAUUGGUCGAGGUUCUUUGCGCCGUGAUGCUGCUGGAUGUUUGGGACGAUCAUCUCUUGGAGACUGCAGGCCAGACCUUCGUCACAGGACCACAUGCAGGUGCGCACCUGCAGCACAUUUCCACCGGGCAGCUCGCACGUCUGGCUUUGGCCGCGGGACGUUUUGGCCAGCAGAGCCUAGCUUCGGCUGCGUUGGCCGAAGCGGUGCGCCGCGCAGGAGCUGAACACGGUGAAUGGCAGCCCUUCGAACUGGCACACCUCUCCUGUGCCGCGCGGGGCUCGGAUCGAAGGCGCGUGCCAUCAGAGUGCUGCGCCGACAUCGUGGCCAUGACGAAUGCCGCAACCCGCCGGUCUCCGGCACUGCUUCCCGGGGUGGUGGCCCUCGUUGCCUGUUUGACCGUGGGACGCCUGGCCGCGCAGGCGCUGGGCUUCGUUCCCUCCACGCCUUCUACAUCACUUCGAACACGAACUGCGCCACGCGUGGCUUUGGCGGCUUCCAUGAGAGACAGUGAGGGCAACAAAGUUCGGGAGCCAAAGACCUUCGAUGCCGCCGACGCCUCCAGCGUAGCAGGUUCGGUUACCGUGGAGUACAAGAAGAGGCCCUUCGGCGUGCUCGCCUACGCCCCCAGCACCAAUGGAAAGGGGGCCAUGGUCUGGCAGAUGAACGAGAACUCCCGGUAUCCUGGUGACCCCCAAGGUCAGGCCUGGACGGGUGGCGUGAAGCAGUACAUGGCGGUGAAGUCCGUAGCCGGCCAAGAUGUCAGCACAUGGGACUUCUGGGACAUCCUGGAUCUGCUUGAUGACAAGAUCCUUGACAACUCUGCAGGCAUUUUCCAGUCCAGUGGCAGUGGUGGCAUGGGGAACAAGCCUGCUGAGCUUCCCCUGGCCGUAGAGUACGUGGAGUUCAGCUCCAUGGGAGCAGCCGCACCUGCGGCUCCGGCCGCUGGCAGCUCAGAGCAGUUCGUCGACACCCGGGACGAGCGAUUCAAGGAUCUGCCAAAGGAUGCCACGAUCAAGGAGUACAAGAUCCCUCCAGCACCUCCUUCGUACACAAGCACUGCCGUGGAAGGCUUGCGAAGUGCAGUCGCUGCCAUGCCGGAUCCCGUUGGCCACGCUGGACCUCGCUACCAAGGCAAGGCGUCGCUGAAUGAAGCCAGCAUCCGCCAGAUGCUCGCUCAGUUCAAGAUACCAGGCUGCAUCGAGACAGUCCUGACCGGACAGAUUCUGCCGAUGAAGGAUGCGUACCAGUUGGCUAUCGACGCUUACGACAUCCUCGUGAAGGAGAAGACCCUGGGACGAGUGUCGGUGCCGGUGGGGAAGAAGGCGGGGUUCGACUUCGAUCACAUGCUGAGCCUGGCAGGAUUCCCAUCGCCAGACAACCAGCACCGUGGAGCCAAGUUCCUUUUCAACGGCGACUUUGUGGAUCGUGGCCCUUGGAGUGUCGAGGUGAUUUUCACCAUCCUCGCUUUCAAGAUGCACUUUCGAAAGGUCUGGCAACCAAACGGCGUCUACAUGAACCGCGGAAACCACGAGGCCGAGAUGGCAAACCACUUCUAUGGCUUCUUCGGCGAGUUGGAGGUGAAGUACGAGCUUCUGAGCC
This is a messenger RNA of Symbiodinium necroappetens, 1612 nucleotides long. The record is from the annotation of a GenBank genome assembly. Lineage: Eukaryota; Dinophyceae; Suessiales; Symbiodiniaceae.